ACUUGGAUUCCUUAAACAACAAGCAACUUAAGGCAGAGGCAGAAAAGACUAUGCAAGACUUGUCCUCUCUAGCUCAGAAUACUGCUGAAUUAUACCAUGAGUUGAAUGCAUUGGACCGUUUUCAACAAGAUUAUAACCAAAAGGUUAAGGAAUUGGAGUCCUUAAAUCUUCCUCUCAAUGGGGAAGGUCUCACAGCUUUUCAUAGUGAGCUUAAGCAUCAAAGAAAGCUUGUGAAGAGCUUGCAAAGGAAAUCCCUUUGGUCCAAAAAUUUAGAGGAGAUAGUUGAAAAGCUUGUUGAUAUAGCCACACACAUACAUCAAGCGAUUUUCGAGUUCCUUGGGAAAAAUGGUAUGGAAACAUACCAAACAUGAAUUUGAAAUCAAUUGCUACUUGUCUGAAUUAUAUGCAUAAAUUUUUUAUUAA
This is a messenger RNA of Lathyrus oleraceus (garden pea), 423 nucleotides long. Its product is annotated as protein PSK SIMULATOR 2. The transcript has 4 exons. The record is from RefSeq and is a predicted model, not a curated record. The coding region runs from base 51 to 371 and encodes 106 amino acids. NCBI's taxonomy places the organism in Eukaryota, Viridiplantae, Streptophyta, Magnoliopsida, Fabales, Fabaceae. Gene Ontology annotation, biological process: positive regulation of growth.